This is a messenger RNA of Caenorhabditis bovis, 606 nucleotides long. NCBI's taxonomy places the organism in Eukaryota, Metazoa, Nematoda, Chromadorea, Rhabditida, Rhabditidae. The record is from the annotation of a GenBank genome assembly.
AUGGCGCGAAAACCGUACGAUAUGCUAUUCAAAUUGCUUCUCAUAGGAGAUUCUGGUGUAGGAAAAACGUGCAUUUUGUAUCGUUUCUCAGAUGACGCAUUCAACACCACGUUCAUAUCCACGAUUGGAAUUGAUUUCAAAAUCAAAACGAUCGAACUUAAAGGAAAGAAAAUCAAGCUCCAAAUUUGGGAUACUGCUGGUCAGGAAAGAUUCCACACUAUCACAACCUCUUAUUAUCGCGGCGCAAUGGGAAUUAUGUUAGUUUAUGACAUUACAAAUGCGAAAAGUUUUGAUAAUAUCGCGAAAUGGCUGAGGAAUAUCGAUGAGCAUGCCUCAGAGGAUGUUGUUAAAAUGCUUCUUGGUAACAAAUGUGAUAUUACUGAAAGAAGAGCAGUAAGCCGUGAGAUGGGCGAGAAGAUCGCUGCUGAUCAUAACAUCAAAUUCCACGAGACGUCGGCGAAAAUGAACGUUCAUAUCGACACGGCGUUUUAUGAUUUGGCGGAGGCUAUAUUGGCAAAAAUGCCGGAAUCCGUCGACGAGCCGAGAUCGGAGACAGUGGUUCCAGGUCAGGGACAACGAUCGGCGGCAAACGGCGGCUGCUGUUGA